CAUCUUCCUCACACAAACCCAUGGUGGCGGCACGGCCACUUAGCCCUGGCCUCUGGUAAAAGCGAAAAGUUAGAAAUCAGUGGAGGGUUUAGGGUUUUGCGGCACUGCGUGUAGGAGCACGGCCAAUUUCUGAAAUUCCCUAACUCCAUUUAUUCUGUGAAAUCAAAGAAGCUGAAAAAACAAAUUGAGAGAAUAGCAGCAGAUUAGUGGUUAUUGUUAAAGAGAGAUGGGGAAAGCUUCAAGGGAUAAGAGGGAUAUAUACUAUCGAAAAGCAAAAGAAGAAGGUUGGCGUGCUCGCAGUGCCUUCAAGCUUCUUCAGAUUGACGAGGAAUUCAACAUAUUUGAUGGAGUGAAGCGGGUCGUCGAUCUUUGUGCUGCCCCUGGUAGCUGGAGUCAGGUUUUGAGUAGGAAAUUGUAUCUCCCAGCAAAGAGUUCAUCAGAUUCUAAGGAUGGUGAUGUGCCCCUUAUUGUAGCUAUUGAUUUGCAGCCCAUGGCUCCAAUUGAAGGUGUUAUUCAAGUGCAGGGUGAUAUAACUAAUGCUCGAACCGCUGAAAUUGUCAUCAGACAUUUUGAUGGUUGCAAGGCUGACCUGGUUGUGUGUGAUGGUGCCCCAGAUGUUACUGGCCUUCAUGACAUGGAUGAAUUUGUUCAGUCCCAGCUGAUACUAGCAGGUUUGACGAUUGUUACUCAUGUACUUAAAGAAGGUGGAAAAUUUAUUGCAAAGAUAUUCCGUGGAAAAGAUACAAGUCUUCUCUACUGCCAGCUGAAACUAUUCUUCCCCUUAGUGACUUUUGCAAAACCAAAAAGUAGUCGCAAUUCCAGCAUAGAGGCAUUUGCAGUUUGUGAGAAUUAUUCUCCUCCUGAUGGAUUCAACCCUAAGGAUCUGCAUCGCCUCCUAGAAAAGGUGGGAAGUCCCUCGGGUGCAGAUGAUCUAGAUUGCAGUAGUGGGUGGUUGGAAGGGCCAAAUAAGGUGUAUAUUCCAUUUCUAGCUUGCGGUGACCUCAGCGGAUAUGACUCUGACCGUUCAUAUCCACUACCUAAAGAUGCCCAGGGAACUUACCGGAGCUUGGAUCCUGUACAGCCCCCAAUAGCCCCUCCUUAUAAGAGAGCUCUAGAAAUGAAGAAAGCUUCCAGCCAGGGCAUCACAGAGCUUGAGAAGCUUUCUUUGGAGUCAUGAAUGCGAUCAUUUAUACGCAGGAUCAAACAACUUAGGGAUCCUUAGAUAUCUAAUUUAAACUACAGAUGGGCUUAUGUCCCGAUUUUUAAGACAAUUAUUCAUCCCUUUCUUGUUGUAACAGUGUGUAUGUCUCACAGUAUCUGAUUAAUCUUGAUAUAACUAUAAUCUUUCUGA
Molecule: messenger RNA, 1351 nt
Organism: Prunus avium (sweet cherry)
Lineage: Eukaryota; Viridiplantae; Streptophyta; Magnoliopsida; Rosales; Rosaceae
Product: S-adenosyl-L-methionine-dependent methyltransferases superfamily protein
Biological process (GO): tRNA methylation; cytoplasmic translation
Cellular component (GO): cytoplasm
Molecular function (GO): tRNA methyltransferase activity
Source: RefSeq, a predicted model, not a curated record